AUUGUAUGACAGGUCUUACUCAGAUAUGACGAAGGUGUAAGAUUAAUCUUUAAUUUUUCUAUAUUAUCCUUUGAUUUAUAUUCUACAUUCUUCCUUCUACUUUACCUUCUCGAAGGUCCCCCUUUCUAAAAAAUAAUCCAGCCAUCCAAAAUGGCAAUCCAAAUCUCUAAACCACGAUAUUCCCUCCAAAUCCAAAAUACGCGCAUCUUCAAAAUCCUCUCCAUAGGCAUCCUUUUCUACCUCUCCAUAUAUCUCCUCCUACCCCGAAUUCGAUCUUCAACCCUCACCAUCACCGAAGAAGACAUCUCCUUCGAACAACAAAGCUCACACUACUCUAAUAAUUUCCUUCCCGCCUCCAGCGCAGCGCAACUAUGUGCCUCGCACUCCCUCACACCUUAUCCACUUCGCUCCCAAAAACGCAAAAUAUACGACCUCUUCAUGGUCAAUUCCGAGCUCGACUGGCUAGAAAUCCGUCUCCACGAAAUGAACACCGAGGUAGAUUAUUUCGUGAUCCUCGAGGCACCCACCACCUUCACUGGGCUCGCGAAGAACAUGACAUUCCAAGAAAACCGGGCACGAUUCGCCGCGUUCGAGGAUAAAAUCAUCUAUCACGUUUUGAAGGAUGCACCUUUACCCAUAUCCAAUACUUCAUUACCCGGCUCGAAAGAAUACGAGGCAAAUGCAUGGGUGCAGGAGAAAUUCCAACGAGAUGCCAUGUUCACGCAGGUUUUCCCUACGCUGCUGGAUGAGCGGAAACCUAAUAAGGGGGAUGUGAUACUCGUUUCUGACAUUGACGAGGUGAUUCGUCCGGCUUCUUUACAGGUCCUUCGGAAUUGUAAUUUCCCCAUUAUUCUCACGCUGCGUUCGCAAUUUUACUACUAUUCCUUUCAAUUUCGCCAUCGUGGAGAACAGUGGCAACAUCCUCAAGCUACCUACUACCAGGGAUUAGAAAACACCAUCAAGCCGCAUAGUUUGCGAAGUCGUCAUGGAGGCCAUGUGUCAGUGGAUGAGAGGGAUAGUAAUAGUAAGGGGGAUUUGUGGAAUGCGGCUUGGCAUUGUAGUAGUUGUUUUAGUACGAUUAAGGAGAUGAGGAGGAAGAUGGAGAGUUUUAGUCAUACGAAUUUGAAUAAGGAGGAGUUUAGGGCGACGGGGAGGAUUGUGGAUAGAGUGAGUAGGGGGAAGGAUUUGUGGGAUAGAUUUGGACAGGUAUGUGAAAAGAUUUUCUUUUUGGGGCUGUGGGAUGCGGAUGUGGUGUUUUAGGGCGUAAUGGGUGUGAUGGUUGAGGCUUAGAUUCACUCAAGCGAGUCUGAGAAGCUGCAAUGAAACUUCUCGAAUUCACUCCCAUACCCCUAUUCGCCCCAAUCCCCUAUUCGCCCCAAUCCCCUAUCCACCCAAAAUCCCAUGCACUCUUAAACAAGAUCCUCAAUCUAACAAACCCUUUCAACAGUGGUACAAAAGAAUCGAUCACAAUAACGACAUACCCACAUACAUCAAAACGCACCGAACCAAAUACCAAUACAUGGUCGAUCGAGACGGCACCGGUGCCGGAUUCAUCGAUUACGAAGAAAUGAUUGAACAAGACAGGAAAAGUGUUGAGUUAGUUUGAGAUUUUCUCUGACCUUCCAGCUAUGUGAUAGAUAUAUGGAUAUUUGCAUUUGGGUUUGCAUUUGCGCUGGGAGUUGGGAUUCAGUCUGGCAUGGAUUGAUUGAACUGCAUUUAUCGGAGUUGAGGAUUUGAAGAUGAGAAGGGUGUAUGAUUGCAUUUAUUCAUCUGAGAGAAUGAAAUACGAAAGAGGAAAAGGAAGAAAGUGGGAGAGAUAUAUAUACUUUACAGAAAGGGAUAUCUGUAUAUAUAUCCAUGACAUUCCUCAGGAAGUUCUGGAAAGCAAGAAAGAGUGGAUUAAUUAUAGAACGAAGCUACUUCAACUAGGAGGGGUAUUUUUGUUUUAUGCGGAAUUACCGUACUGCAAUAAAAGAAAUAAAAAGCUAUAUACCAAAAGCAGACUU
This is a messenger RNA of Sclerotinia trifoliorum, 2006 nucleotides long. Lineage: Eukaryota; Fungi; Ascomycota; Leotiomycetes; Helotiales; Sclerotiniaceae. The record is from the annotation of a GenBank genome assembly.